Triticum urartu is the source of this 2452-nucleotide messenger RNA. The record is from RefSeq and is a predicted model, not a curated record. NCBI's taxonomy places the organism in Eukaryota, Viridiplantae, Streptophyta, Magnoliopsida, Poales, Poaceae.
CAAUUGCAUACGCAUUAAAACAGAACUUGAUACGAUAAUUAAAACUCAUGUCAAGAAUCGAGAUCUUUUGUUCUUUCUUCCUUUUUGGGUGCGAUCUGAUCAAGCCAAUGGAAAUGCUCCAGGAACGAGAACCGAUCGGUAUGCCAACUAAUCAGCCUCCAAUAAUUAUCAUGUUACCCGGAUGGCCGGAUGAUACGAUCCGAUCCCGUGCAUUGGGUCUUUGGGCAUCGUCAGCACAGCAGCCGGGCUAUAAGGAUUCUAGUUUCGUUAUAACCUGAGUUGAUAUCCCGCCCAAGCACGCCGCGUGCAGUUGACUCGCGCCUCCGCUGAUCGGCUCCGCAUCAAGAACCCAAGAUCCAAGCUAGGCCACUGCGGAAGCCAUGGAUGAUCCGCAGCAAGCAGAAAUGGCUCCGCCGGAAGACGCGCCGGCCGGCGUCCCCGCGCAUCCCCUGCCACACUCGUGCGCGGCGUCUUCCUCAACUACAUCGGCUACUGGCGGCCACGGUUCUUCGCCCGUCCCUCGGCGCGCCGCCCGGCGGUCGACUACGGUGACCUCGACUUCCUCCCCGACUAUAUAGCCGGGGGUACAACUCCAUCCUGGACCACUGCAACGGGCUCUUGCUCUACGGCAACGCCUGGCUGUACUGCGUGGCCAACCCCGCCACGAGGCGAUGGGAGCGUCUCCCGCGCAUGGACGCCAACGACUACGUCCCGUAUCUCGUCUUCGACCCCGCCCUGUCGCGUGGCUACGAGGUGUUGCUGUUCCGCCGCGAGCCCGAGAAGCCCAAGAAGUUCGACCUCAUUGAGUUUCUGUCUUUGCUGGAUGACAUGUCGGUCGGCGAGGAGGACGUAGAGAAUGAGGGCCAAGAUGAACCGGCUGGAGAACCUUCCAUGGAUGACUUGCAUCGUUUGACGGAAUGGCCACAGUCACAAUGGACGCUGCCUGUGUUCUCAUCGGCCACUGGAGAGUGGCAGGAGAGGUCAUUUGUCCGGGAAGGAGAGGCUGUCAAGACGAUGGCCAGUAUGCAACUGGAUGCGGUACAACCCAUGGAAUGGGGCCCAAGAUGGCGCUACAGUGUGUAUUGGCGAGGCGCGCUUUACGUCCAUUGCCGUGGUGCAUUUGUUGCAAGGAUAUCUUUAUCAGAUGGUAAAUACCGGGUAUUUAAUACACCAAUAGAUUUUGAGGAAAGCAAUGCAUGUCCUUAUCUUGGGAAGUCGGAAAAGGGGGUGUACUUUGUGACAAUUCACAAGUACAAUAACCUUCUCCGUGUUUGGAACCUCAGUGAAUCAAGCGGUCCAAUAGAUUGGGUACUAAAGCAUACUAUUGAGCUUGAUGAAUCUACUUUGUGGGCUGCGAUGCGUUUCUACCAACACGAGAUUAAUGGACCUUGGAUCUUAGAGGACAAUAACAACGAUGAUGUGGAAAACAAGAUGGUGCCGCUAAAAGAAGAUAUUGAAUGGAACUCCGAUGAGAUAAUGUAAUGAGUAACCAAGGCGGUUGUGAAGAACCAUACGGUCACAUUUAUUUCUUGGGUUUUCACCCGUACAAAGAGGUAAUUUUCUUAGGGUUGUCAUUUAUAGGAGUGGCUUAUCAUUUGAAUAGCUCGAAAGUUCAAUACCUCGGAAAACUACGCCCAAAAGAUUACUGCACAGCGUAUUCAAAUGGCAUAUAUGAAUCAUUUAUGUACACUCCAUGCAUGGUUGAGGAGCUUUCAAAGACUCCUCCAUAAUAUGUACGCAAAGGUUACCAUAUGUGAACUGCAAAUGGUUCAACAGUGCAAGAAAAAGUGUAUCAUAAAGUUCGAGUCUUAUUUUCAGCCAUGAAUACCAUAUUAUUUUAUACAUUCGCAAUCUUCUGAGGUAGUUUGUCAUCUGGUUAUGUAAUUUGUACUUUUUAUGCAUUUGAACCAACCAGUUGUCUUCUUGCAUAGUUCUACCUUCUUUUGAGGGAGCAUAAUUCUACAUGUAAGUACUGCAAAGUGUAGAAAUAUAUGUACUGGUUACAUAUGUCUUACUUCCCCCACGCUCUUCGAUCACUUCUGGGCAUGCAAAAGUAGUCCCGUGCUUUUAAAUCGUGUCAAAUUUUGCACCAUGUUAAUCAUCAUAAUAUAGUUCUAUAUCAGUUGCAUGUGAAAAGGCAUUCAUCAAUGGUAAUAUCAAUGAAGAACUAUGUGUCAAACAACCCCCUUUUGAAGGCCACAAGCAUCCUGACAGAGUGUAUAGGCUUCACAAAGUCCUUUAUGGGCUCAAGAAAGCUCCUUGAGCUUGGUAUGAUACACUCAAGAAGUUUUUGGAAAAGAAGGGCUUCAAACUAGGAGCCAAUGAUUCCACUCUCUUCACCAAAUCUUAUGAUGGUGAUCUAUUCGCGUGUUAAUAUAUGUGGAUGAUAUUAUUUUUGACAGUACUAACUCUCAUUACAAUGAAUAAUUUGCAAAUUAAUAGCCGAAAAUAU